UUUCUUCCUGUCACAAACGCAUGUAGAGCGGGUGAGAGCGAGAGAGCAGAUUAAGCUGAAACAACACAAGAUCGUGGAGCAAUUGAUUUUUUUUUCUUCUCCAAACGAGCUUCACGAGGAAAUAAAAACAAGAACGACUUCGGUAUUUGGAACGAAAGUAUUGCGUAUUGAUAACGCAUUUGUCAAGGACUUCCCUUGUUUGCUGAUGAAAUAUAAAAAGAACGGAGCCAGUGGAAAUACAAUCUGAAAACUCCAUUAGCCUGGCUGAACAUUGCUAUUGCCCAGUGAGAGAAAUACACGAGAGGACUUGAACUCCGCGGUGCUUAUAGCGCUGGGACCUCUGGAGAUUGACAUUUGUCUGUAAAACCAAUACAGCCUCUGCUGAUCACCUUACAUUUUCAACGCAGUCCUCACAUCAUUCAACCAUUACGUUUCAACGAGGCAAAACAGUUCCAUAACAGGUUCAACAGCUUCCUGAAAACUAUAAAGACACCAGAAAAAAAAAAGCUUUGCAUUUGCCAGAUGGUUAUGAGGUGCCGUUUGCAGUCAGGUGAUCUUACAAUACAAGACCAUGGUGAACCCAGGCAGCAGUUCCCAGCCUCCCCCAGUGGGUGCGGGGUCCCUCUCUUGGAAAAGGUGCGCAGGCUGCGGGGGCAAGAUCGCAGACCGCUUUCUCCUCUACGCCAUGGACAGCUACUGGCACAGCCGCUGUCUCAAAUGCUCCUGCUGCCAGGCACAGCUGGGAGAGAUUGGCACAUCCUGCUACACCAAAAGCGGCAUGAUCCUUUGUAGAAACGACUACAUCAGAUUAUUUGGAAACAGUGGAGCCUGCAGUGCGUGUGGACAGUCUAUUCCAGCAAGCGAGUUGGUUAUGAGGGCGCAAGGCAAUGUCUAUCAUCUCAAGUGUUUCACAUGUUCUACCUGCCGGAAUCGUCUGGUCCCGGGAGACAGGUUCCACUACAUCAAUGGCAGUUUGUUCUGCGAACACGACAGACCCACCGCUGUCAUUAACAGCCACUUGAAUUCGCUUCAGACUAACCCUCUACUGCCAGACCAAAAGGUCUGUUAAAAGGAAUGGAGCCGUGCCAGCAAGCAGCAGGAUGCGUGUCUUCAUCUCAGACCUGGCCCGUCGUCGCCGGUGGGCCCCCACUCUGGUUCUGCAGCGAGUCACCUUUCCGGCCGGUGUCUUGGCCACCUCCAGCACCCCAUGCCAUUGUAUUUCCCUUUUUUUACUCUUGACUGCCCUUCUCUCGAGUCUGUUCCUGCGUUUACGUGACUGAGGAGGAACAUUAAGGACUCCGUGAACCUGGACUAAUGGGAGACUGUGUACAGAAAAUGAGAAUUAAAAAAAAAAAAAAAAAAACCCAGGGGGGAAACUAAAAAAAAAAAAAAAAAAAAAAAAAAGACAAAUGAAGCUAAUUAAGAGCAGCUUUUCCAAUCUGCAUCGUUCCUCCGUUAACAAUUAGCAGGGUGAUGACCGCAGUUUAUACCCUGUACUCUACCUUCUUUACAACCUUCUGUUUGCUCUUAGUAUAUCUUAAGUGUUGUAAAAGAAAUGUCUUUAAUUUUGAAAAAAAAAAAUAGACUGUGGGAUAAAGAGAUCUGUGGCUUUUGUGGAAAUCUAUCAUAAACACUUUUUUGGUGUAACUCUGUAAAAUGCCAUGUAUGUAUGCAUGCAAGUGUUUUUAUUGUCCCAAUGUUGCUACCCCUUCUCCCCCAACCCCCAACCUAUAAACACCCUCCACAGCGCAAAUCUGAAGUUCAUUGCAGAUAAAAUGUAGAGAUUUUCACCAACCUAUAAAUGCUGAAUGAAAAAUAAAUCUAUUUGUGAUAUUUUCAGAGA
This is a messenger RNA of Acipenser ruthenus (sterlet), 1843 nucleotides long. RefSeq names its product LIM domain transcription factor LMO4. The transcript has 7 exons. Bases 572 to 1069 code for a protein of 165 amino acids. Lineage: Eukaryota; Metazoa; Chordata; Actinopteri; Acipenseriformes; Acipenseridae. The record is from RefSeq and is a predicted model, not a curated record.